GUACUACGACUGAUGCCCUACUGAAUCGCCGCAGGUCCCUCCCGCGCUGCAUGAGCCGAAAACCCACGCUUGGCGAGUUGGACUAUGCCUUGACCGUCAAUAUGGGCGCUGGCGCUCCGUCCUGCCGGUAAAUGCAUUAAGAAGCGCUGUCGAGCUGCGAUGCACGACUCUGUAGCAUACUUCGCUCUUAUUGCUGCCUAAGGCCGGGAGCAGCUGAGUUCUCAAGUAUCAAGACUCAGCCCUCGCUUCCUUCCGCCUGCAGCUGAGCUUAUUAGCAAUCACUCGGAUGCAUCUACGGGCUUCAAGUAGGACUAUGGCGCCCGAUCCCACAUCAGAUUCUUCCCAUACGACGUGUCCUCGGAGCAGAACGUCGACACUAGGCUUUCGCAAUUAGUAGUCCCACCACCCUACGGCACCAUGGCCACAGCAGCAGACUUCAAGCGGAUAGGCAAUUAUGCGCGGAUGUACAACAAGGACCUAAACUUUGACCGACGAAAUGAACGUCGCACGGUUCCCUUCGAGGUCGUAUGUCCGGGCUACUCACGAACAGGAACGCUCACAAUGCACAAAGCGCUUUCCAUCCUAGGCUACCCGACUUUCCACUUCUCAAGCUUCUAUGAGAACAGUCGAGAUUGCCUUCUCUGGACCGAAGCAGUGAAGGCCAAGUUCUACGGUCAAGGGCCUAUGCCCGACAAGGCGUUCUUCGACGGGCUGUUGGGUCACAUCUCGGCGACAACCGAUUCCCCUUGCAACCUCUUCACAGAAGAGUUCAUCACCUUCUAUCCAGAUGUAAAGGUGGUUCUCGUCGAGCGCAACAUUGACAGUUGGGAGAAGUCCUGGACAGCGUACUGCAAAGGGGCGCUAAACCCGGUCCUGCACUUCAUCUGCAACUUGGAUCCUACAUGGGCAGGUCGCAUUGCUGUAGUGGGCGCCUAUAUCACACGGAUACAGGCUGGAUACGCUACCACCCUUGACGAGGUGCGCGUGAGGAGCCGGGUGGCUUACCAGCACCAUUAUCGUGACGUACGUGAUAUAGUCCCGAAAGAGCGGCUGCUUGACUUCGACCUAAGAGAUGGCUGGAAGCCGCUUUGCGAGUUUCUAGGGAAGCCUGUCCCGGACGUACCGUUCCCCCACGAGAAUGAGACGAAGGCGAACCAGGCAGCGCUCGCCGAGACUGGACAGCUCGCGCUUAAGCAUAUCAUGAGGAAUCUCGCGAUCGGGUUGACGCUGGUCGGUGUGCCGGUGGCGGCGGCGAUAUGGUGGCUACUCCAACGGUAACUGGAUCGAUACGCCGUCAGAUCUUCUACAACAUGCUCAGUUUCGAGAAGUACUGCUGGGAAUGCUAGCUUAUCCAAACAGCCAGUGUGCAUACGCUAUUUUGUGUAUCAAU
Messenger RNA from Baudoinia panamericana UAMH 10762, 1390 nucleotides. RefSeq lists its product as uncharacterized. The record is from RefSeq and is a predicted model, not a curated record. The coding region runs from base 418 to 1278 and encodes 286 amino acids. The transcript has 3 exons. NCBI's taxonomy places the organism in Eukaryota, Fungi, Ascomycota, Dothideomycetes, Mycosphaerellales, Teratosphaeriaceae.